Chanos chanos (milkfish) is the source of this 941-nucleotide messenger RNA. RefSeq names its product nucleolar protein 7 (gene nol7). Lineage: Eukaryota; Metazoa; Chordata; Actinopteri; Gonorynchiformes; Chanidae. Gene Ontology annotation, cellular component: nucleus; nucleolus. The record is from RefSeq and is a predicted model, not a curated record. Gene Ontology annotation, molecular function: RNA binding. The coding region runs from base 1 to 654 and encodes 217 amino acids. The transcript is spliced from 8 exons.
AUGGCGAAAGCUCAACGUGGGGACCCCGACUCAUCAUCAGAGGACACAAUAAACGAAAAAAUGGUUGAUCAUGUGGACUCAACUGACGACGAAGCUCCCGAUGAAGUGGCGUUUGAGGAUUCGAAGACUGUUGCAUUGCAGAGCGUGAAAAAUGCUUUGGAAUCGGCCAGAAGAGAAAGGGAAUCGCUGAAGGAGAAGCGAAGGAAAAGACAGUUGCUUUUCCAAGAACAGAAGAAAAGAAGACUCUUGCCAGAAGACUUGCUGGAAGAACUGGAGACAGCACCCACAACGCAACAGGAGCAGCAGCUGCCAUCUGAAAACAAAGAUGAGGAUGAGGAAGAGCCAAUGAAAAAACAGAGGAAGGCCUCAAAAGUUAGGAGCUUACAGGGAAACUACAGUGUAAUGAGGGUGAAAGAUGAUACCAUCGGCAGCUCCCAGCAGCAAGCAGCUAUGGAUUUUAUUCAGUCCCGUUUGUAUGGUAAAGGAAUCCAGAGAAUGACAAAUGCUCAGCUCCUGUCCCUUGAGAAAAAGAGAGGCCCAAACAAAGGUGCUGCUGUACAGUUUGCGAAUAAACAAAUGAGUGCAGAGGACAAUGCAAAAGCACAAAAGUGUAACAAGAGGUGGAUUCGCAAGAAGAAUCUAGUCCCCAGCUGAGGGGCAGAAGAGAAAGAACAACUCCCGUGGGGUUAAAGAACAGUGUGUUCAGGAGACAGCCCCGUGCAGUCAUCUCUCUGAACAUUGCCUGUACUCUCUCUCAUAUGCCAGAGGGCUGUCUUUGGCUCGGAUAGACUGUUGUUUGCACAGGUUCCAAGCGUAGUCACCAGUUAAGGUCAUUGGGGAUUACAAUAAUUACAGGUGACUCGUUUAAGAAUGAUGAUCCGCACGGAGUUGAUGUAAAUGUGUUUUACUUACCUUCCACGUUAUAAAUGUACAUUAAAACU